Molecule: messenger RNA, 1140 nt
Organism: Microstroma glucosiphilum
Lineage: Eukaryota; Fungi; Basidiomycota; Exobasidiomycetes; Microstromatales; Microstromataceae
Product: NAD(P)-binding protein
Exons: 1
Coding region: 145-1029 (294 amino acids)
Source: RefSeq, a predicted model, not a curated record
GAUCUCCUCCCGAUCUGAUCCCGACCUACCGACGUGCCGACGCAAGGGAAUAGGCGAACAUAAGCGACAGCAAUGACCAGUAAGCCGUCCCCGUGAUCCCCUCACACCCACGCCCUCGUACCCUCGCUACCCUACGUCCUUGUCAUGUCGGUGUAUAAAACCUUUGCCAUUGCGGGCACCGGCGGUGUCUUAGGUGCAGCUCUCCGCACCGCCUUUUCGCCCUCGUCGCCUCGUAUCCUUACUCGGGGCAACCCUCCACCCGAGGUCGGCAAUGAGACGUUUCACAUCGUAGACUACGAUCAGGUACCAACGCUUGUGGAGGCCCUGGACGGCAUAGACGUUCUGGUAUCGUGCCUUUCCGCUAGCGCUCGUGAAGCCGAAAAGAAUCUCGCUAGGGCUGCAAGAAUUGCCAAGGUAAAGCUCUUUGUACCAUCGGGCUUCGGCGCAGAUCUCGUGGAGCUGCAGAAGAGGGCUGGAGGGGAUAGUCCGCACCCGGGCUGGAGUGGCAAGAUUGCCUUGUACGACUUCAUCAAGAAUGACGCAGAGGUCAAGGGAUUGCCUUAUCUCCAGAUCGUCAGCGUUCUCUUUGCCUCGCUCGUCUUCAAGUUUCCGGUCGGCUUCAACCUGGAGGACAAGAUGACUACAAUUGUCGGCACCGGCGACGAGAAGAUAGCCCUGACAACGCAAGCCGAUACGGCAGCGUUCCUGUACAAGGCCCUGACGACUCUCCCGCCAUCUGAGCUUGAAUACAAGACGCUCCGACUUUCCUGCUCUCGAAGGUCAUGGAACGAGCUCGUUUCUCUCUAUGAAGCAAAGACAGGGAACAAGCUGGAAAAGAAGUUUGUCAGUGUCGAAGACGCUCUUCAGCGCUGCAGGGAAAACACCUCUGGAGACAAGUUCGUGCUUGGCUUAGUGUGGGGGUUGCUUUGGAUCUUUGGGACAGGGCAAGGAGAUGUCGUAGACGACAAUGCAAAGGUAGGGUUUGAAGCGGACGAGCAUGCUAUAGACAAGGUUGUAGACGCCUUGUAGCACAUACAAUCUCAUGGGUGUGAUGAGCACAAGCGAUCAAAUUAGAACAGAGGCGACAAUUACAACUACAGCUUUGCUUGUGUGGCCGUGCUGCCGUCCAAGAAGGCGUUG